CUACGGGGUAGUAGUUCGAACGGCCAUUGCAGACAAUUUUUCAUAAAGUAUAUAUGACAUAUGAUGAUCCCAUGAAAGGCAAGCUGAUUCUACUCUUGAGGUUUUUAUAUAUUUCAAGUUAUGAAAAGAUACAUUUGAAUGACUAAAUCUAAAUAUUUCAUAUGAGUAAGACAU
Nezara viridula (southern green stink bug) is the source of this 174-nucleotide messenger RNA. The record is from the annotation of a GenBank genome assembly. NCBI's taxonomy places the organism in Eukaryota, Metazoa, Arthropoda, Insecta, Hemiptera, Pentatomidae.